This is a messenger RNA of Canis lupus familiaris (dog), 1088 nucleotides long. RefSeq lists its product as uncharacterized. NCBI's taxonomy places the organism in Eukaryota, Metazoa, Chordata, Mammalia, Carnivora, Canidae. Bases 1 to 924 code for a protein of 307 amino acids. The transcript is spliced from 5 exons. The record is from RefSeq and is a predicted model, not a curated record.
AUGUCACAAACACCAGAGACAAAUGUUCUACCUUGGGGCAUUUGUACCCCAGCAGGACUUGUGUUCCUCUUCCUUCAUCUUUUGCCACACCUGCCCAUCACAGUCACCUCUAUGACCUCAGUCACAUGCCUUCUCUCCAUUUCAAGCCCUUUGUUAUGCAGAUAUGCUAUCCAGAUCCAGACCCUUGGGAAAUCUCAGGAUGAAGAACUAAUGGCCCCAGAUUCACUCAGGCUGUUCUCAACAACACCAGACAGAAGCUCUCAUCAGACACAAUCAGGUCGAUGGGAAGUUGGAGCAGGAAGGCUGGCAUCCAGCAGGCACACCUGGUGGUUGUGUGCUUCUUUUCCUCCGGAUUCUAGGACUGGGCCCUUUGCACCUCUGAUCUUUAGGUCAGCUGCUUCACCAGAACUAUCCUGUGCAAAACCCAGCCCUGAGGCCACCACCACGGACUCACACCAUGCCAUGGGAUAUAAAGUUUCCACCCUGCAAUUUCUGGGCCCGGAUCCACAGGCUUGGAAACCUGGUGCCCAAGAAGAAAUGCAUCUAUACCCACUGAAAAUAGGGGGGGAAGAAGUAAUAAUCCAGAGGCUCCAGGGCUGCCAGGUGCUCGCAACCUGCAGGGAACAGCUGGUUCAGACCCAGUCCCUAUGCCUGCCAGCCUCCCAGAUCUGCUGGCCUCGUGGAUUGACCAGUCAUGGGUCCAGCCUGGGGGCCCGGCCCUCUGAGCACCCAGCGAUAUGGUCUGAUCAGUGGUGUGCUGAGGGGAGAGGUCGUUCUCAUAUGGAGCUGCCAAAGGGGAGCCCUGGAGGCCGAAUGAUACCUCCUAACUCCCUGAGGAUUUAUUGCAUCGAAGAGGACAGAAUGACAGCUCCAGUCCAAGCCCUGCCUCUUGGGGGACCUGUGUCCUUGGGAAAGUCACUAUGAAUAAGAAUAAUAAUGCUCACUCUGGAGACAUCCUCCACCAUGGGCCUGGGAUGGGUCAAGUUUAUUCCUUUGUAAAUAAAUACUAUUUGUCAACUCACAUACAAUGUGAUUCUUUACCCAUUUGUUCCCUAUAAUAAAGUACAAGUAUGAUUAUAACAACCACA